AUGGCAGAUGCCAUAAUGAUGGUUCUUCGUGAGUUCAAUUUGGUGGAAAAAACUUUGGCGCUAACAACCAACAAUGCAUCAUCAAUGAUUUUCUGUGAUACUUCCAUAGCAGAGGAACUCGAAAGAGAAUUUAACAAUCUGAAUUUCGCUCAUUAUCGAUGUGCCGUCCAUAUCUUCAAUCUUGCAGUCACCCAAGGGAUCAAGUUAAUAAAUGAGUCUGUGGAAAAA
Messenger RNA from Ambispora gerdemannii, 228 nucleotides. Lineage: Eukaryota; Fungi; Glomeromycota; Glomeromycetes; Archaeosporales; Ambisporaceae. The record is from the annotation of a GenBank genome assembly.